GUGUUGGAGUCUGCUGCUUCGGACAACGAUGAGACAGAAGCAGCAGCAGCUUGCAUUAGUCAUUUGCUGCGGGUGUGGAGCUGCUCCUCCUCCUCCUCAGCAGCAGCAGCAGCAGCAGCAGAUGGACCCCGCAGUUUGUUGCAGAUUGCUGUGCAGCACUCAAUAGGCCCGCUGCAGCAACUGCUGUCUGCUGCAGCAGUGACUUCGAACGGCGACACGGCAGCAGCAGCAGCAGCAGCAGCAGCAGACACCGAGACGCUGACGCACGUGGUUGCUGCUGUUGCUGCUACCUGCCGUGCUGCAGUGCCCUUGCUGCUGCAGCAAACGCAUGCAGACGGGGCCCUGCAGCAGCUGCUGGAGACGCUUGCCGCUGCAGUGGCUCUACCGCGCACGUUGGGGUUGCUGCUGCAGCAGCAGCACCACUCCCACCCCCAGCAGCAGCAGCAGCAGCAGCACUACUCAGAAGCUGCAGCAGGCGACUACGAAGCAGCAGCAUUUCUCUCUGUCAAAGCUGUGCGUUUUUUCUGCGACUUGAGAUACGACAUAGAGGACGCGGAGCAGCAGCAGCAGCAGCAGCAGCAGGAGCAGCAAGUCAAUGCGCAAAGCAAACAGGCGCUGCUUCAGGUGUACAGACACCUCAGCGAAGAGGCGCUGCAGCAAAUCGAAAUUCCCUCCGCCCAAAUUUCGCAGCGAAUGCUGGAGGAGUUUUACAGCUUUAGGGACCAGCUGCUGCUGCUGCUGGAGGACUGUGCUGCCUUAAUCGGUCUCGAGUUGCCAAUGCGGGUGACGAGCCGCAUGCAGCAGCUGCUGCAGAGCCACCAGCUGCAGCAGCAGCAGCAGCAGCAACUAUCUGCUGCUGCUGCUGAGGAUGUCUUCGAGAGGCCUCUGGAGUGUCUCUUCGUCGCGUUAGACUACACCUUUCCGUACACCUCAGCAGGCAGCACAGCAGCAGCUGUGCUCACCUCAGCUGUUGCUGCAGUGCAGGCGGUGCUGAAGCCUUCCUUGCCCCAGGUAGGCAGCAGCAGCAGUAGCAGCAGCAGUAACAGAAGAAGUAGCAGCAGCAAAAGUAGCAGCAGCAGCAGCGAUGGCAGGUCUCUGCAAGCUGCUGUCGGUUUGCUGGCUAGUCAGCUGUCCCUCCCCGGAGCAGCAGCAGCAGCAGCAGGAGGAGGAGCAGGAGCAGCAGGGGAGCUGCUGCGGCACCGAGCAGCAGCAGCAGCAGCAGCAGUGGAGCUGCUGCGGCACCGAGCAGCAGCAGCACUUGAAGAUGUUUGCAGAAACGCAAAACAUCCAGUAGACACUCAGACAAUCCACCACUUGGCAGCACUUGCUGACAGUCUAUCGGCAGAACCAGUAGCAGAGAAGGCUUACUGGCUAGUUCUUGAAGCAGUUUGUUCAUUAGUUGGGCGCCUUAAAGAAGACCAUUUGAUGCUUUCUAUGCUGGAGAGUCUCUGUCGCCCCUCGAUUGCUGCAAUAGAAGAGACUCUUGCUGCAGGGCAGCAGCAGCAGCAGCAGCAGAACAUCUGCACGAAGCUCGAUGCCCUGGCAAUUGUGCUCAGGGACACGUCUUCUGGGGUAAAGCAAGAGCCGCAGUGUCUAGCAGCAGUUCAGGCGUUCGUGUGCAGCACUUUGUGGCCGCUGCUGCAGCAGCUGCUGCUGCAGCAGCAGCAAAAUGCUGCUGCUGUUGAGCGAGCCCUGAGGUGUAUGAAGCACGCUGUACGUACAGCUGGAGAUGCUUUCAAACCCUUAGUGCUGCCUUUUCUUCAGGUGCUGCAGACAAACGCGCAGGUCUGCGUGCACCCCACGUACUUGUACGCCACGGAGUGGAUGGCGGUUUGCUUCGGGUUUGAAGGGCCGCAGGUGCAGCAGCAGCUGGCAGCUCUUAUUCAGCAGCUGGCCACUGCGGGCUUCGAAGCCAUUCAGAAACAAGCUGUGUUGGAAGACAGCGCGGACAUGGUGGAGGACUGCUACGGAAUGCUCAGCAGACUUUUGAAAAGAUGCCCUCCAGUUGCUGCUGCUGUGCCUUCUGCCUUGAGACAGGGCCUGGAGAACUGCAGCCUUUGCAUGGCUGUGGACACUCAAGAAGCAGCAAAAUUGGUUUUCGUGUUUAUGGAAAGCAUUGUGCAUGCAGCAAAGGAAACCUCGGAGCCGCAGCUGCAGGCAGCAGCAGCGCAAUUGGCCUCAGAAUUUUUGCCGCUGCUGGUGCGCAGCGCGUUUGAGCUGCUCGGGAGGGCCCCCUCAGCGCUGAAGGCGCAGUUGAUAGAAGAUUUCAUAGUCGUGGUGGUUUCGGAGUUGGGCGCUGAGGCCUCACCUUGGCUGGCAGGAAAAGCUGCAAAGAGGCCCCAGCGGCGUUUCUGCGGCCAUCGGGGAAAUCCACCAAAAGUGCCAGCAGGUCGCAAUGAGGCACAGGGCCUAAACGAGCAGCAGCAGCAGCAGCAGCAGCAGCAGCAGAAGCAGCAGCAGAAUAAGCCGCGGCACGAACAGAAGCAGCAGCAGAAACAAAGGCCGCUGCAGCAGCUGCUGCAACAGCAACUACUGCAACGGCAGCUGCAGCAACUGCUGCAGCAGCAGCAGCAGCAGCAGCUGGUUGUACAAUAUAUAUGCCUCGAAGUGGAAAGAAAGCACUUUUAUAAUUCUUUUCCAUUAUUGGAAUUAUCAAAGACAGAAAGACAGAAGAAAUGUUUUUGCUGCAAUGCAUGCAGCCCCGAACUCAGCUACUAUUCAUUAUUGUCUUUCUUCCUGUAA
Molecule: messenger RNA, 2742 nt
Organism: Eimeria tenella
Lineage: Eukaryota; Apicomplexa; Conoidasida; Eucoccidiorida; Eimeriidae
Exons: 17
Biological process (GO): protein import into nucleus
Cellular component (GO): nuclear membrane; cytoplasm
Source: RefSeq, a predicted model, not a curated record